This is a messenger RNA of Grammomys surdaster, 246 nucleotides long. RefSeq names its product cortexin 2 (gene Ctxn2). Lineage: Eukaryota; Metazoa; Chordata; Mammalia; Rodentia; Muridae. The record is from RefSeq and is a predicted model, not a curated record. The coding region runs from base 1 to 246 and encodes 81 amino acids. The transcript has a single exon.
AUGAGUAGCACCUACUGUGGCAAUUCCUCAGCAAAGAUGAGUGUCCACGAAGUCUCUGAAUCCUCCCUGUCUCUGGAGCAAAAGACAGGCUUUGCCUUUGUGGGCAUCUUGUGCAUUUUCCUGGGACUUCUCAUCAUCAGAUGCUUCAAGAUUUUGUUAGACCCCUAUAGUAGCAUGCCCUCUUCUACAUGGGAAGAUGAAGUCGAAGAGUUUGAUAAGGGGACCUUUGAGUAUGCACUUGCCUGA